Messenger RNA from Varanus komodoensis (Komodo dragon), 4893 nucleotides. RefSeq names its product zinc finger protein 397-like. The record is from RefSeq and is a predicted model, not a curated record. The transcript is spliced from 4 exons. NCBI's taxonomy places the organism in Eukaryota, Metazoa, Chordata, Lepidosauria, Squamata, Varanidae. Gene Ontology annotation, biological process: regulation of transcription by RNA polymerase II. Gene Ontology annotation, molecular function: RNA polymerase II cis-regulatory region sequence-specific DNA binding; DNA-binding transcription factor activity. The coding region runs from base 1609 to 3375 and encodes 588 amino acids.
AUAUUUUACUGUCUUAUGCAUAUAAAACAUUUAUUUAUUUAAAACAUUUGUAUGCCACCCAAUUGUGCCACAACACCUUAAAUGGGAAGGCCCACUUAAGAAACACCUCCAUAUUCACUAAAACAUCUUAACACAAUGCAGCAUUGUAAUAAUGAUAAUAAUACAGUAAGAAUAAAGUAACUGCAGGGACUGAACAGAGAGACAAACUGUAUGUGUGUGUGUGUGUGCAUGUAGGCAUCCAGUAUUGUAAAAACAAAUAAAAGCAACAGUUCUUUGAAACAGUUGAGAACAUUCUUAAGGUUACAUUAAGCCUAACAUUAACUGAUGGUGAGUGAUGGACCUGGUGCUGGAGUGGAGUCAGGGUUUAAUUGUGCUGCUGGAGAGUUGGAGCAGGGGUUACUACUGGAGCCUAGGGUCUGGACGCUGCAGAAUGAAAAGCCGUGAAUACUGUAUCUUUAGGGAACUACACAACCACAAAGACACGCAUCACAAAGUGUGUCACAUAGUUUCCUAGAGAUAGUCAUGACUACCUCUAACAAAAAGCCAUUUAUCUCUCCAGUGAAUCUCUAUCUCUAUGUAAAGCCAUGAAUAUCUCUAGGGAAUUACAUGCCCACUGGUGACACAUUGCCAAAUGCAUAGCUUAGCUCCCUAGAGCUAUUUCCUGCUUUUUUCUAGAGAUAUUUAUAUAGUGUUUAUGGGAGUCCGUAUGUUCGUUAAGUAUGAGUUGUUCAUCACCUGGACAUUUGUAACUUGGAGACUACCUGUAAUGCUUUCCUGUAACCAUCGCAUUGCACAAAUGAUUCAGUUCUUUUGAUUUAGGCACUGUCAGGUAUCUCUUUUGACAAGAGGGAGAAGACUUCAGGAACUUCUUGCAAGAAAGUACCUUUGGGGGCCGACAUGCAGGAGAGCUACGAAACAGUUAUUUCAUUGGGUAAGGGAUCCCACUGCUCAGACCAGCACAAGAUCUUCACCUCCACCUGCCCACACCUUUUGCCCCUGCUGCAUUUCCCUACCACCACCCAACAGGUUGCCAUGUUUUCUACUCCCCCAGCAUCCAUCCUCCCAUUCCAACUCCCUCCACCACCACACUUAUACCCUGUAUCUCCAACUUUCCUUCCUAGAGCUGCUGAUCUCUGAAGGACCACAUUGGUUGUAAAAAGCAGCUGAUGCUGCUCUCCAAAGAGCUGGUUUAACCCAGAUCCUUGGCUCUGAGACUAACCUUCCUCAGAAGCAGAUGCCAUGAAAGUAGGUCCCUGGAGGUUGCCUGUGCCACAAAGUGAACCAGGUGUCAGAGCAACAGAGAGUGGGUGUUGCUCUGAAGAGCCCCACUGGCUGUUCUUCCACUCUGGGUCACAUUUGCAACUGUAGCGGGGCUCUCGAGCAACUGCCCACCUGGCAGCACCCACCUGCCAGCGGUUUUAAGACACAGCUUAAAGCAGCUUUCCUCAACCUGAUGCUAAGGGACUACAGUGCCUAUCAUCUGCAGUCAACACAACUGCCAUUACUUCUCAUUGAGGAAGACCAACGGAAGAAAUUGCCAUCAGCUGGCCCCGGAUAACUGCGUUCACAGAGACCCGAGGACGUAGAGGCUUGGCUCCUGGCCUAGAAAUGGAACCUGAGCAAGGGCAGCUGGCACCUUUGCAGGGCCAAGCAGCAGCAACGGCAGCAAGUCCAGCUGGCUCAAGUGAGGAAGGGAUCCUGCCCAACUUCCGGAGGCAGCUUGGGGUAAUCCUGCAGACUGUGGGCAAGGCUCAGGUGGAAAAGAUGCUGCGGGAGUUGGUGAAGGAGCAGGAGCAACAGGGAAGAGUCAGACGGCGCAAAAGAGUGACCAGGAGCACCCAGCACAGAGCAGGUGAUGGAAUGGAUGGGCAGAACCACCUGGCAACCCCACAGGAACUUCAUGUGGGGACAGUGGAGGGACCUGCCAAUCUGUCCAGAAAGCCACCCGAGAAUGAGCUGCAAGCACCCCUCUUGUGUUCAGGGUUGGUGGCAGGGCAGAAGCAAGCCAUUUCAGGAAAAAAUGUUCAUGGGGAUGCCAGAGGGUGUAAAAACAGCUUCACCCAUCAGCAGAGUCCUCUGGGAGCCAGAUGGGGGACAGGUCUCGAGACUCGGGAGAGCAUUGGCUGCAGUCCACUCCACAACAUGAGUCGAGAUGCCCAGGAUGGUGGGCGAGUCUGGCCACCUUUUGGCGAAAGAACCCAGUUUUUCUCAGGGUGGCAAAAGCAACGCUGUACCCAGAGACGCCGACGUCCACCUGCAGGAGAGAAGCCCCACCGCUGUGGGCCAUGCAGGAGAGCCAUCGUGGUCCCACCACCAAGGUCUAACUCGCCUGCAAGCUCUGCCUUGGCUCCCCUCGCAGAUUCUGCCUCUGUAACGUCUGCUGCCCUGCCUCUGAACUCAGUGGGGUCACUGACCACCCAGCCUUCACCAGGGAACCCCGCUUCAGCUCAGCCCCGGAAACCCCAUGUCUGCGAGGAGUGUGGCAAGCGGUUCCGAAUCCUCACCAACUUGGAGCGGCACCAGCAACGCCAUGCGGCGGAGAAGCCUCACCAGUGCCAUGACUGUGGGCGGCGAUUCCGCUGGGGCUGCCACUUAGAGCGCCACCGGCGGUCUCGCCGCUGCGUGGAAUGUGGCGGGGGGCUGGCCACUCCCCCUCCACCUCCGUCCCCGCCCCCAGAACCUGACCGGCCGUACUCCUGCGGGGAGUGUGGCAGGCGGUUCACACAGCGCUCGGCGCUCAGCAAGCACCGCCGGCUGCACUCGGGGGAGCGCCCCUAUGGCUGCGGCGAGUGCGGGAAGCGCUUCCUGCAGCGGUCCGACCUGACCAUUCACGUGCGCUCGCAUUCUGGGGAGCAGCCCUAUGUCUGCACGGAGUGUGGCCGCCGCUUCAGCGUCAGUUCGAAUCUCAGCAAGCACAGGCGCAUGCACCGCGGGGAGCGCCCUCACGCCUGCCCCGUCUGUGCAAAGCGCUUCCUGCAGCGCUCAGAGCUCCUCAUACACCAGCGUGCUCACACGGGGGAACGCCCCUAUCCUUGCACAGCCUGCGGGAAGCGCUUUGCCCGCCGGGCUCAUCUCAAGCGCCACCAGCGCACCCACGGCAACGUGCCUCCCGCCCCCACUGCCUCUCGUCACCCGAGUGCCCGUUCGCUGGCCACCUCUGCAGCAGACGCCUUGUCCCUCGAACGUCGUGGGGGUGUGCCCGACGCUGCAGAAGCACGUCCCCACACCAACACGCUCACCACAGGGUCUUGCACCCCAGCCACUGGGCCCACUGUCUUCUCAGCAGCCCGUGGGUCUGUGGGUGCUGCAUCCUUGGGCCUGCCCUGGGCCGUGUCCUCUUCCACCCGCCUUCCCUUCUGCUCCAGCUCUCUCUGAUCAUGUGGUACCCUUCCCGGGUCCCUAUCCUUCAUCAGUCCCUCUUGGCCAGUGGGCACCCCAGUUGAGCCUCCUUCAGGGAUGGGGCCCAGCUCUCGGCAGAUGCAGGGUGGGGAGGGACCAGGAUCUGAUGGAGUGUGGGAAUUCUUGGACCCACCCCUGGAUUGCUAGGAAGUCUUCAGAUUGCCCCCACCUUGUGGCGUCUCAGUAGGCUCCGUAUGGGGGAGGUGAGAAGUAGAUGGGCAGCCAAAGACCACAGGUGGGACAUCAGCCACUUUCCCCGGACUGUUGAUUGAGCUUCCCAUGGCCAACUAGUGUGAUUGAAGUUGGGCACAAUAUUUAAGGUCUGGCAAGGAAGGGUCAAGUGGCCUGCCUUUGCACAGUGGAGCAAACACCCCACACUUGACUAUAGCUAACAGGUACAAGUAAUCCUGAUUGUUUGCAAACUGCAGUGUGAUGAUACAGGCAUGCAUUUCUGAGACACGUGCACAAGAUUGCUUGUUUUCUUGGCAUCUUCCACCACAUGGUCACCUAUCUUCCUCCUUCCCCCUCUUUAAUCCCAUGUUAGUAAACUCUAUUAGGGCUCCCCACACUUAAACCCUUGCCUUACUUGGCCAGUGAUCUCUCCUUGAUUGAACUGCCUUUGUGGGUAGUUCAACUCAGCUCCCAAAUGCUUAGCAUCCAGUUCUGGAGACUCAAUUUAUGCUUAUGCUGUUGAGUGGAACACAAGCACUGGCUGUUGCAUAAAUUUUGGGGUGGGUUGUGUGUGGAUUUCAGGUUCCAGUAUGGUUCGUGGUUCCCUUCUACUGGUAAAUGUACACGGGCCAAGGACCGCAAGAACCGCAAUCGCAGAGAAAGAGGGAAGCUGAAGGAAGCAAAGGACAGUCACUGAUCUUUUCCGAGCAGUUCAGAAACAGAAUGGUGCUGUAAGUUCUGGCAGGAUUUUAACUUGGCUGCUGCAUGGCUAGUGCCUUCAACAGUGCAUCCUUCGCCAUCAGCUUCUGAGAAAAGCAGGCAGGCAGAAGGCGAAAAGCAGGAGGUGUCUGCUUCGGUGGGAAUUGUGGACUGAAUGCUUUAGGGGUAGACAGGAGCCUGCUUCCUGUAUCCACUGGUGCUUCAGCCAUCCCUGAGGAGAGCAGUGAAUUGUGCUGAGUAGAUCACCUCCGCCAGGCCUGCACCACUCUCGAGGGCUGUUUCCCACUGUAUGGUUGUUUACGAGACCAGUGUUAUUUCUCCAGUCGCUUGUACAUUCCUCGUACCUUUUGGACUAGUGCUUUAUUACUAGGGGUGGGAUCAGAGGGAUGGGCCUAAAAGUCUGUGGUUUGGCCUGGGUUCUAGACUAGGGAGGGGGUUAAUACCUGAUUUAGGACUAAUACAGUAGAACCUUGUUUUAUCCAAUUUUAGCAUGGAGUUUCUUUAACCAACAUAGAAAAAUGAUGAAUCCAAAACUGUACAUAGAAAUGAAUCAAAUAGAAUAUUUUGCAACUCCUUUGCCCCAAAGAAGAUAUUUUGCACCUC